AUGGCGAGCACUAAAGCAAGUGGGAGCGGCGCUUCCGCUUCCGCUUCCGCUUCGCAAGCAGCACUACCUGGGGCGCUAGAUGUUCACCCGCUCCGCCUGCUAGCGCUUCGCUCGCUCUUGUCCGCCCUCGACGCGAUUCCAGAAGGCAAGACGUUGCUCUUAGAUCCAGCUCUUGCUGGGCCCCUGGGACUGGUAGCGGAUGUAUCUGCACUCAGGCAACAUGGUGUGGAACGCAUGUUUUGGCUGGAAGAGCAUACAGGGAACAAACUUUCGAGAACUGAUGCGAACGCAUCGCAGGCUGGUGGAGAGGAACGAAAUCGAACGGAUAAGGGCAAGAGGAAGGUCAACAUUGUACCGGUCAAUGCACCUACUAGAGCCGUCGUGUAUAUAUGCAGGCCAGAGAGCAGAUGGUUAAGAGUCAUUGCUGGUAAGUGGAGCACCUGACUUGCAGCACGCGCCGCCACCACAAUCGAGCGAGCGAGCGGCACAGCUGCAGCUGUGUCGAUGUCAUCUGGGUGCACUGCUCCUUUCAGCACGCUCGGACCAAAUUAGCCCAGUGCCCUCUAUCUCACAAGGGACUGCCGGGUCAGUCAGCGUCCGUACAUCGAGCAAUCUCCAGAGCAUGCGUGCUUGCAUCGCAGCAGAUGCUCUCUCUGGGCAUCUUUUUGCUUUGCGCUGCUGCUCAGUCGAGAUCUGCGUUUGCGGCCAAGUAUUCACUGCUCAGGCUGUACCUCACCUGGCAAUCGAGCAUGAGCUGCCAACGUACACUUCUUGUGAUGUUUCAUCAAUCUUACUGUACGAGAGACGCCAGCUCAUGCCUCCGCUCCUCGGUGCUUGCAGGUCAUGUGCUAGCGGAUCGUAGAGGCUCGCCCAAGUCCUUGGCGCACACGUAUCACCUCUUGCUUUCGCCUCGUCGAACGGAGCUGUCACUACAUCUUCUCAGCGAACUAUCUCCUUCAUCGAGCGCGGAAAAUGUCGACGAUGCAUCCUCAUCUUCAUCCCUCUUGGCCGACUUGCAUCUCUACGACCUUCCUCUCGAAUUUGUGCCGUUGGAGGAAGACCUACUGAGCUUGGAAGAUCCCAGAGCGUGGAGCAGAUGCAGUAAAGAUGGAGACUUGGGCACUUUGCACGAGACUGCUUUGGCUUGCAUGACCCUGCAACACCUUUGGGGGACGUUUCCGCGCAUCGUUGGAAAGGGUGACGCUGCACAGGUGAGCUGAGCGAUGAUGCUGCUCAUAAACAUCCCAAACGCUCUCAUCAGCGAGUCGAAGCGGCGAAACUGACGCGGUACAUUCUUCUGAAAGCGCUUUGCUACGCUCUUGACUCGCCAAAGAAAAGAAGCGCUAGCUGCAGAUCCGAAGAAUGCUGCCCUCACUACUUCAAGUCAGUUGGUGGACUGCCUCGUCGUGCUGGAUAGGAGCGUAGAUCUCGUCACUCCGCUGUGCACCCAGCUCACCUACGAAGGUCUUCUGGACGAAGUGCUCGGCAUCAACAGUGGUGAGUUGGCUCAUGACGAAGAUCUCAAAUCUUUCAAUCGUCAUAGUGUCAGCACGACACGUUCCUUUCAGUCUGAUUGCUGUGCAUCCGUCCACCACAGCACACAUCGAGGUCGACUCUUCUCUGCUCUCUGCGAAUGGACCUGCAAGCCCGAGCGCGAGCGGUGCAGCAUCCGGUAGUGGCACGCCCUUGCGAGUGACAAUGACCUCUCCGACCAAGAAGAAGAAGCACCGGCUAGACAACGCCUCGGACUCGCUCUUUUCCUCUAUUCGAGACUGCAACUUUGCAGUGGUGGGAGAGGUACUUCAUCGAGCGGCGCAGAGACUGUCGGCAGACUACGAGGGCAGACACGCUGCGCAGACUGUGGCACAGAUGAGAGCUUUUGUGGGCAAACUGGGAGGUUUGCAAGCUAGUCAUUUGGGGCUGCGAGUACAUACCAGCUUGACGGAGCGCAUCAUGGGCAUCACUGGCUCUGAGCAUUUCAACGCUUCGUUGGAGAUACAACAAAACAUCGUCGCUGGUGUGGAUUUACCCGCUCAGCUCUCGGCGAUCGAGGCGCUCAUUGCCAGCGAGGCUCCUCUACUGAUGAUCUUGCGUCUGCUGUGCCUCCUCUCUGUUGUCGGUGGCGGUAUCAAGCAGAAGAACCUAGACGCGCUCAUCCGCGACGUCCUACAAACGUAUGGAUACACACAUUUGCCGCUGCUGCUAGCUCUGCAAAAAGUGGGGCUUCUAGUCCCUGCGCCUGCUGUUCCUCGUCGAGGGGCCCCAGUCAAAGGCAUAGCCGCCGUUCGCGGUCAGCUCAGACUCAUCAACGACGAAGUGGACGAGCGGGACCCGAAGGAUAUCGCGUACGUAUACUCUGGCUAUGCUCCGCUGAGCUGUCGACUUGUGCAAGCAGUCGCGCAGAAGGAAGCGAUACUGGCCCCUGAGAGUGCUAGCGAGAGGUCUGUCGCUCAAGCUUCGGAGCCUUUGGCGCCCCGAGACGUGGACAAUGAGCUGGCUGGUGCCGCUCGCGCGUCAGUGAGGCCCAACAACGCUCGACGAGUACCUGAUGCGCACCCAAUCGUUGGCUGGCAAGGAUUCGAAGAUGCGGUAUCGGCGUUGCCAGGCGCGACGGUGGAUGAGGUGCAAUUGCGAAGCACGUCGAAUGCGAGUACCAUCAGCGCCAGUGGCUCGACGCAACACGGCUCUGUGUCGACGACGACGACGACGACGACGAUUGUGCUCUUUUUGGGAGGAGUGACGUACACGGAAGUUGCUGCGUUGAGAUACAUGUCGAGUCAGACGAAGAACAGGAGAUUCUUGAUCGCUACGACGGGCAUCAUCAAUGGGGAUAGCCUCAUCAGAUCUUUGAGCAACUGUUCGACGGACAGCUUGGGCGCUAGUCAUGCUCUCGGACAUUUGCACCCGACUAGUCAGGCUCAGCAUAGAGAUACUUCGACCUUGAGCUCUGCCACUUGA
Messenger RNA from Ceraceosorus bombacis, 2958 nucleotides. The record is from the annotation of a GenBank genome assembly. NCBI's taxonomy places the organism in Eukaryota, Fungi, Basidiomycota, Exobasidiomycetes, Ceraceosorales, Ceraceosoraceae.